GUAGUUUUAAAUAAAUCAAUAUGGAAACAGGGUUAAGAUUUUAUUUUAUUUUUUUAGCCAUAAUUCCGCAGCUCAGGUGCUGCUGUUGUGCGUCAUCUGCUCACAGGGCGCAAAUCUGCGCCGUUCUUUCUCGCGCAGAUUCCUCAGCCUGACCGCAGCGCGAUUAUGAAGGCAGUUAUGAAGUUGUGCAGGUAGGCGGGGGUGAUAGGUGCCGGUGGGAGGGGUCCUGCGCCCGGCGGGGCUUGACAGCUCCGUACUAUUGGCUGACACUAGAGGGGGAAACUCUACCUGUUACCUGAGAAAAGGAGUGCCAUUCGUCAUCAUCCGAUUCCAAAUCAGGAUCAAGUUUUCCUUCCUCCAGCAAUCCGGAGAGGUAGAAGUCGGCCAGGACCGCCGGGAGCUGAACGAGCGACUGGAGCAGGACGCCGAGCAUGGAGCCUAUCGCGGCGUGGAGCGAGGAGAGAGUCACCAAGUGGCUCCAAGGUCUGGAUGCUCCCACUGAUCAGUACCAGGUGUCGGAGUGGCACCUGUCAGGUCUGGACCUUCUCCAGUUGACGUCCCAGGAUCUGGAGGCGUUGGGAGUUCAAAAGAUCGGACACCAGGAGCUGAUUCUGGAGGCUGUGGAGAAACUCUGCUCCCUGACUUAUGGCAUGGGAGGAGAAAACCUGCGCGGUCUGACAGAAAAGCUGCGCGUCGUUGCCCACUCCCUGCCGAUAGCCAUCCAGGGCGGUUGGCGCCACAACAGCUACGACGGACGGAGCGCCACCAAGCUGCCAGCUGGCGUCCUGAAGAACGUCAUAGAGCUCAUCACUUCUGCCAGAGGCCUCUUCUGCUUGCUCAACAGAUAUCAGUUAUCCCAGCUCAGCAGAUACACCUCUACUCAGAGCAUAUUCACCCAUUGUAGAAAUCUGGGAGACAUCGUCCACAAGGAUUCCACCGUCUACGAAAAGGAGAAGGACAUCAUAUCUGUUUGCCGUCAGCUGGUGGAGGUUUGUGACGAGAUCCUGAACUCCAGCUCCGAUUCGCUUCUGACCCACACGGCUCAGCUGGAGAGCGUCAACCUGGUACCUGCUACACUCGGUGAUCAACUGGGGAUCGAGAUAACAUCCACCAGCUCCAGCAACCACUACGUGACGGGAACGGCUGCUGAGCCUUCCACUGAUGCCUAUUUGCGAGUCCUGUCUGGUGAUGAAGUGAUCCAAGUCAACGACCAGAUAGUGGUCGGUUGGAGCAGAGCCAGACUUAUUGAGAAGGUGCGGGAGAAUCCUGGUGGAGUGACUCUGAUCAUAAAGAGGAUCCCAGGUUCGCUGCAGCGCAAGCAUUCGAUCCAGAUCACACCUGUGCAGAAGGAGGAAGAGGAGAGACGAGUGAGUUCGGAGGAAGAAGAACCGGAGGGCAAAGAGGAGAAUCAGAGGCACUCCAUAUUUGAGAGAGUAGCAGCUUCUGUCAGAUCCCUGUCAUUUAGGCGGGCCAUUCAUGGGCCGGAGGUUCGACAGAAGCAUAUGGGACAGGAAGAGUCUGAGUUGCCUUCUGACAGGGAGCAGGAGAGGACCGUGACGUUAGCUGCAUUUCAGAACCAACCAGGCAGGUUGUCUCCUCUGCCGGCGUCAGUGGCUGAGAGUCUGGAUGGUUCGAGGCGCUCUCCAAAUCUCAGGAAAGACCGAACGCCGUCACCAAGAAGUCCUUCGCCUUUUGAAUUUAACCUAGAAAGAAGCAGCGUCAGCUCCUGCCCAGACAUGGUGGGGCACACGUCGAAUAAGGAAACCAAGAAGAGCUCUACGAAAGGAAUGUCGACAGCUCUGAGCCGGCGCCGAGUCUCCUGCCGGGACUUGGCUCAUCCCGACUGCGACGGCUGGCUCUGGAAAAAGAGGAAGGAGAGCAGCGUCUUCAUCACCCAGAAGUGGCAGCGCUUCUGGUUUGUUCUGAAAGGACCCAAUCUGUACUGGUAUAACACGCAACAGGAUGAAAAAGCUGAGGGUCUCCUAAGUGUAUCCAGCUACAACUUAGAGAGUGGUGGAGAGCACAAGAGAAAACACGUUUUCCAAAUGACCCAUAAGAAAUUUCAGAACUUCUUCUUCGCCGUUGAUUCUGCCGCCGACCUGAGCAAGUGGAUCAACAGUCUGAUUAUAGCCAUACAGAAGCACAAGAGGCUCCAGAAAGGCCCAGAUAGUGAAGAAGAAUGUUACAGCGAAACUGAAUCGGAGAGCGAAUCGUCUCCUUCAGCUCGCAGGAAAAACAAGCAGAAAGUUCAGUCUAACACUCUGCCUCGACCUAAGGGGAAAAUAAACAAGGCGCCAUUACCGACUUCUUCAACAGAGGGCAGUAAAGAUGGUGGCACCGUGGAUGAGAUGGGGAGGAUGUUUAACAACCUGAAGGAAGGAGGCGUUUCUCUGAUUGGCCAUGAGCAGCCGUUCACGCAGGACCACUUCAGGAAGUCGUUCAUCCGGCGCAACAAGAACCCGGUCAUCAACGAGAAGGUGCACACGCUGCGGGCCCUGCACAGCACGCUGAAGGCGAAAGAAGCCGAGUUGCUGCAGAUCAACAAGCUCCUGGAUGAGUCGGACCUGACCGCAUCCAAGUACCGGCGGUGGAAGGAUCAGAACGAGGAGCUGGUUUCAGAAAUCGAGAAGCUGGCCUCGGCUGCAGGUGGCAGGGACGUCACUCCGGCGGGGGGCAGCAGGGACGGCAGGGACGUCGCUCCGGCGGAGGGCAGUGAGAACGUCGCUCCAGCGGAGGACGGCAGGGACGUCGCUCUGGCGGAGGGCAGUGAGAACGUCGCUCUGGCGGAGGGCGGUGAGGACGUCGCUCUGGCGGAGGGCGGUGAGGACGUUGCUUCGACAGAGGGCAGUGAGGACAUCGCUUCGGCGUGGGACACGCCUGCUGAGGACGUUGCCUUGGAAACGGUUGCCACGGAAACAGCCGCUGCAGAGACUGAGGCAUACAGACUGAGCCUGAGCGACGGUGAGCAGCUCGUCGACGCGGAGCCGUCUGAUGUUCGCCUGGAGAUCCCUCGGGAGUCUCCGAGUCCCGAGUCGAGCCCGCUGCUGGAACUCUCUCUGGGAUCUCUGUCGGACUCCAUAAACAAUCAGCUGCGCAAAAAUGCAGAAAGCAGAGACGCUGGUGGUCAUUACUUCUACAUCUAGAACCUCAGCGGCUCAGUGAAGCCCGUUUAUUGUUGCCCAAUGUUUUUUCCACGGAGCUGUCGAACAGGAGCGCAUGUUCUGAUAUUUACAUUCAAGGAUCUCUAAACAUUGCCUCUCAAUCAAAGGCUGCAUCCUUAAAGACUUUAUUCUCUUGUUAUAUGAGAAAAAAAUCUGCCAAGUUUUCAGCACAUAUUUAUGAAAUUCUGAAAUAUAUUAGAUUUUGCAUUAUUUUAAAAUUUUCCUGUAGGUCAUGCCUUUUUCAUAUGUUGUGUAAAUAUUUUCCCAUAAUUACUGUUUUCAUUGGUUAACUCACAGUACCUUAAUAAAGGUAUAAAUGAAAAACAUUUGAUGGAACGUUUCCAGCAGAGUUGCAGCUGCUGGUCGAAGCUUUUUCAGCUCUUUUGUCUGUGCUUCACUUCACCUCUUCUGUGCUCUUGCUGAUGAACUCUUCGUCAGACUGACUGACUGUCUGAGCGGUGAAUGAAGCAGUGAAGGCCUCUCCAUGCUGGUUUGAAAGAAUAAAGAGAAUUUAGAUCCAAUAUAUGCAAGUAUAUUUCAGUAAAUUGAAAUAUGAUGAUAAAGAAUUGAAAGUGAAACUUGUACCCGGAUGGAUGCAUUUUAAAUGUUUGUUUGUGUUAAUUUUGGCACACAGAUAAUAAAACCAAAAAUUCUGUUUCUCAUAAAUUUGAGUAUUACAAAAGACCAAUAAAAACUGACUUUAUGCUGGAUUUUCAGAAUGAGCUAAAUUUCCAAAUGAAAUCAAAAAUUAACUUUUAUCUGAGAAGGGGUCUUUGCACCACUAAACAACAAUCUGUUGCUUCUCACAUUGACUCUUGCUAAGAAGUUGCUGUCCAUGUUCUGGAUCAGCUCCAAACUCUUGACAGAGCUGCUUCACAACCUUCUGUUUUACCACAUUUUUUCCUUCCACCAAACCUUCUGUUGAUUUGUUUUGAUCCAGCAGCUUGUGACAGUCCGACUUCUUUAGCAGUGAUCUUUUGUGGCUUAUGCUCCUUAUGGAUGGUCUCACUAACUGUGAAGUCAUAAUAUGAUAAUUACAGCAUUCCUGCAGAGAAAGUCAUUUUUUAAAUUGGUCUCAUGAAAUAUUAUGGUUUUCUUUAGGUGUGCAAUAAUAAACAUUUAUCAGUCAUUGUUUAAUGAAUUUAUAUCAUAGUUUUAAAAUAUUAUUUAAAUUACUGAAAAAAAUACAAGCUGCAUAUUGUCAACGUGACUCAGAGCAGUAAGACUGACAAUCACUAGUAAAUGUUUUGUUUAUGUCAGGCUCCAAUGGGUGAAUUUCAGUGUUUAUUACUUUGCUUCCUACAUCUGUCCUCUAACAACAAAAAUAAAAUGUUUUUAAUUCUCUGCUUAGCUUUUCUUGACCAGAACACAACAAAACUUUCAUUGUUGUAACGUCAGUCAGAUUUAUCUUCUACAUUGGCUUCAAAUUUAAAUCUAACUAAAUAAUGACUGAAUCCAUUUGCUUCUUAGUUUCAAGUUAAGGUGUUUUACCAAUUGUGUUUUAUUUUUAUCAGUGUUUUUGUUGUGUCCUCCACAAUUAUUGUUAGUAGGGGUGCACUGAUCUUUAAAAAGCCUUACCUGCCAAUUCCAAUUUUUACUGAUACCAAUUUUUAUGUCGGAAAAGUUGCCAGAUAUAGAGACAAAAACGCUAAAUUGGCAUUAGUGGAAUGACUGAUUUAUUUUUAACUGCACACAUUAAAUACGGCGGGUCUGUGUCUGUCACAGUAAAGCUGGAUUGGUUACACAUGUAAAUAUCAUCUGAUCACUCUAAAUUAAAGAAAUCAGGGUUAAUUAUCAACUGGCCAACUUAUCGGUGCACCCCUUAUCAUCAGCCAAUAUGUGUAAUAAUCUCACAUUGAAAAUUUCUGAAAAAUCCAGCCUUUAAACUGAGAACAGUUUGGAAGAAAUGGCCAUGUUAAAAUGUAGCACAGUUUUGUGUAACGCUUAUUGCUUCCCCCCAACAAGGCAAUAAAUGUAUAACUUAUUCCUGUAACAACAAAAAUAAAAUGUUUUUGUUGAACCCAAAAACUCAACCCAGAACCCAACUGAGAAAUGCUUUCAUACUCAAUAACGUUUUUAAAUUUAUCAGCCUUUAGUUAUUUUUUUAUGUCACGAUUUGUUUGGAAGGCAUUCUAGAAAAAUACCUUUUAAUUUCUUCUAUCUCAAAGAUAAAAACAUGGAGUUCAGUCAACUGUGCUAGGUCCUGAAUAUUAGGACAUUUUUAUUAUCUUGUGAUCAGAUCUCAUACAAAACCUAUGACCUAAUCAAUACAAAAAUGCCUUAACAGACAAAAAAAAACCUAAAUCAGAAAACCUCUGGUGAAAACAACAGAAAGAUCUAGGACUCUGGAUCAUCCUAAUAUGUUGUAUUAGUAAAAGCAGAAAGUAUUGACUUUAGGGGUGUGAAUAACUUUGUCUCCAGUUUAAGCAAUUAUUUUUUUUAACCUGAAAAUAAAGAAAAAUGCUGACAACAA
This is a messenger RNA of Xiphophorus maculatus (southern platyfish), 5634 nucleotides long. RefSeq names its product connector enhancer of kinase suppressor of Ras 1 (gene cnksr1). Lineage: Eukaryota; Metazoa; Chordata; Actinopteri; Cyprinodontiformes; Poeciliidae. The record is from RefSeq and is a predicted model, not a curated record. The coding region runs from base 432 to 3143 and encodes 903 amino acids. The transcript is spliced from 21 exons. Gene Ontology annotation, molecular function: protein binding.